UUGUGUGUGCAACAUGGAGGGAGGGACUGGAGGAGCUGCCGCUGCUGCUGCUUUUACCAAUAUCUAUUCAGCAGCUUCUACUGCAGGGGCGAUAAGGAAUGAAGUCAAUCUUGAUGAAUCCAAAAGGAUGAUGAAGUCCUCUUUGCAUGCAGAAGAAGAUGAUUUUGUGCCAGAACUUCAGAGAAGCAUUCAUCCCCGUGAAAGACCAGAUUGGGAAGAGACUCUUAGUGCAAUGGCAAGAGGAGCAGACAUCCCUGAGAUUUCAGGAGAACUACCAUUGCGGACAUGUGGCAGCACAGCUAGCAUGAAAGUGAAGAAUGUGAAAAAAUCUACCAACCCUGGACUGAUGGGCUGUGAUUCCUUUCACAGGUUAUCCUUUACCAAGGGCCACUUUCCAAAGAUGGCAGAAUGUGCACACUUCCAUUAUGAAAAUGUAGACUUCGGCAAUAUACAGCUUUCGCUCCCAGAGGAACAGAAUGAAGUAACACGGAAUGGUUGUGAAUCCAAGGAACUAGUUUAUCUUGUACAGAUCUCUUGUCAGGGCAAGAGCUGGAUUGUGAAGCGCAGCUAUGAAGAUUUCAGAGUGCUUGAUAAGCAUCUUCACCUGUGUAUUUAUGACCGACGCUUCUCCCAGCUCUCAGAGCUACCCCGCUCCGAUGCUUUGAAGGACAGCCCAGAGCUUGUCACCCAGAUGCUGAUGGCUUACCUGUCACGACUCUCAUCCAUUGCUGGAAACAAGAUAAACUGCGGUCCUGCCCUCACCUGGAUGGAGAUUGAUAACAAGGGGAAUCACCUUCUAGUCCACGAGGAAUCGUCCAUUAAUGUCCCUGCUAUUGCGGCUGCACAUGUUAUUAAAAGAUACAUUGCUCAGGCAGCAGAUGAACUGUCCUUUGAGGUGGGAGACAUUGUGUCAGUCAUCGACAUGCCUCCAAAAGAAUUGACCACUUGGUGGAGGGGAAAGCAUGGAUUUCAGGUGGGAUUUUUUCCUAGCGAGUGUGUUGAGCUAAUUAAUGACAAAGUUCCUCAAUCUGUGACCAAUUCUGUGCCAAAACCAGUCUCCCCUGCCCAUGGAGCCCGUCCAGCGUCCUGGAGCUACUUCCCCCCUUAUUUGGAGAUGGAUAGUGUAAAGCCAGGUUCAGCAUGUGUUUCAGAGCCUCUGAACUAUUCCCAGCUGAGCUCAGUGUCAAAAAAACACGGCAAGCUUAUUACUUUCCUGCGCACAUUCAUGAAGUCUCGGCCAACAAAACAGAAACUGAAGCAACGUGGGAUCUUAAAAGAGAGGGUAUUUGGCUGCGACCUUGGAGAACAUCUUCUCAACUCUGGUCAUGAUGUCCCUCAGGUUCUCAAGAGUUGCACUGAAUUCAUUGAAAAGCAUGGCAUUGUGGAUGGAAUAUACCGUCUAUCUGGGAUUGCAUCGAAUAUCCAGAAACUACGGCAUGAGUUUGACUCUGAGCAAAUCCCUGACUUGACAAAAGAUGUAUACAUUCAGGAUAUACAUUGUGUGGGCUCGCUCUGUAAGCUCUAUUUCCGAGAACUCCCAAAUCCUCUGCUCACCUAUCAGCUCUAUGAGAAAUUUUCAGAUGCUGUGUCUGCUGCUACAGAUGAAGAACGAUUAGUCAAAAUCCAUGAUGUCAUCCAGCAAUUACCCCCACCUCACUACAGGACUCUGGAAUUCCUAAUGAGGCAUUUGGCUCACCUUGCUGAUUACUGUGCCAUCACCAACAUGCACACAAAGAACUUAGCGAUUGUCUGGGCACCAAACCUGCUGAGAUCAAAGCAGAUAGAAUCUGCUUGCUUCAGUGGAACGGCUGCUUUUAUGGAGGUGCGAAUUCAGUCAGUGGUUGUGGAAUUCAUUCUCAAUCAUGUGGAUGUCCUUUUUAGCUCCAAACUAAGCUCCGUUAUUCGAGAAAGUGCAGGUCACAGUUCCUUGUCACGGCCGAAAUCCCUGCUGGUGUCUUCACCCUCCACAAAGCUGCUUACCUUGGAGGAAGCACAAGCAAGAACUCAGGCCCAGAUAAACUCCCCAAUCGUGGCAGACAGCAAGUACAUUGAAGUGGGUGAAGGACCUGCUGCUCUGCAGGGAAAAUUCCACACGAUCAUAGACUUCCCAUCUGAAAGAAAGAGGCCACCCAGUAAGAUGAAGAAAUCUCCUGUUGGCAGCUGGCGCUCCUUUUUCAACCUGGGGAAGUCAUCUUCUCUCUCCAAACGGAAGCUGCAGCGCAACCCAAGUGAGCCCUCCGAAAUGAAGGCAAUAGCCCUCGCAGGAGGGCGAGGAGACAGUGGGACCCUGCGCUCAGCUAAGAGUGAAGAGUCCCUCUCGUCUUUACAUGCUAUAGAUGGCGAAUCUAAACUGUUUCGACCCCGAAGACCAAGGUCUAGCAGUGAUGCAUUGUCUGCUUCCUUUAAUGGGGAGCUCCUGGGAAACAUGAACCGCUGCAAUUCCUACGAUAACGUGCCCCAUGACCACGAGAGUGACGGGGAUGAGGGGCAUAUCCACGUCCCAGCUCUCAUCUCUCCAAGGUCAGCAGAAGACGUUGACCUGAGCCCACCUGAGAUCGGUGUGGCUAGCCUGGAUUUUGAUCCCAUGUCUUUUCAGUGCAGCCCGCCCAAAGCAGAGUCUGAAUGUCUCGACAGCAGCACCUCCCUUUUGGAGUCAGUGGACUUUAAUAAAGAUAAGCAAAACACCUUUAAGAAGGAACUAGACUCGGGCAGCCAGUCACACACCCCUUGCAGCGCCACCAGCUCAGAACCAGUUUCCCCCUACCAGGAGAAGACCAUGAGUCCCUUCUUCACUUUGGACUUGAGCCCAACAGAAGAGAAACCCUCCAAACCCAUAUCUUUCUCUGAAAAUGUCGCCCAUGCCUUCUCCCCCAAGAUGGGGCGAAAGCCUUUCAAGUCUCCGCCACUGAGUUUGUUGGAGCCAAUCUCCUUCGCCAUGCCCAGCCACAUGCCGGACGUUGUCAUCGGAGGGGGAGCAGGGAGUGCAGGUCCUCCAGACUGGGCCAAAGGGAUGUCUGGCACCAGUGAAGCCACAAGCAGGUCCCCACCCCACCUGGUGGUGUCCCCCUUGAAGGCCACUGAGGGGAGAGCAAAUGAAGGAUGCCAGCUGGAGUUCCAGAGUCAAGGAGAUGCUAAGAAGCCGGAGCUUCUAGAAGAGGUGGAGCAACCCCUGAACAGCAGCCAGAGUAAGCCUGUACCUUCUGCACAGACACAGCCAGGAGCAGUUGCCCUCGACUCCCCCCAGGAUCCUGUUCCAGUCAAUUCUGUCUCUGUUGUCCCUCCUCCUCCUCCUCCGAAAAACGCUGCACGCAUUCUAGCCUUAGCCCUGGCAGAGUCUGCCCAACAAGCCUCUGCUCAGUCCCAGAAGAAGCCAGACGUUCAUUCUGACUGUACCGGUGCGGCAGAGACUGAAAGCGGAGGAACUGUAGAAAUGUUCCAUCCGUGUUCUGGCAUCACUCCAGAAAAGCUCCACCUCUAUGCUGCUUUGCCAGAGAACCAGCUCAAUUUUCAGGCAGCUGCACUUGGAGAGCACCACAGAAGUGGGUUACCUGUAGACCAGGCACCUCAAAUCAGUGGCAUGCCUGAGGGCAGCAAUCACUUACAUGGCACACCUGGAAAUCGGGACCACCCCCUCCUCCCUCCUGAAAUGCCUGGAGAUGUUCACAGUGGCACUAACAUGAGCUGGGACCACACCCACUUCCAUCCUUGUAUGUUGGGAGACAACCACCACCUUGCUCAUUCUGUUACGCCUGAGGACCAGAAAUACCCUCCUCCUCCUCCACCACCACCACCUCAUCAUCAUCAUCCCUGUGCAAGAGAAGCUGUUCAAUCAGAACCACCUACAGCAGAGAUACCCAUGGAGAACCCUCAUCUCCACACUUGCCUCCCUUUGGACAAGACCCAAACUCAUGCCAGCAAGCUCCACUUUCCUGUCUGCACAGCAGACAAAACCCAGUUCCCUCCUGUCACUGCUGGGGAGAAAGCAGCUGCCACCGUCCUGGCAUACAUGAUGAUAAAGAACCAGACGGCAGCAACAGAAACGGAUCCUGGAGUAGUCAGCCUGAAUAUUCCUCCUCAGCCUACCACAGUCACCAGCAGCAGCAGCAGCACAUGGGGAGAAGCACCGCUCAUGGCUGCUCAGCACACUCUGGCUGGCAGCCAGCAAGCUCCAGUGCACAGACCAGGGGACCAUCAGCCAGCUGUGGGGCAAGCCCCAGCUGCAGCCACAAAAGCUUCCAUUGGCUUCAGCCAGGUACGAGGAGAGGCACCUCCUGAGAAGCUGCCCGAGCCUAGAUCAGCUGAGCCAGCCACUGUUUUCGUCACCGAGGGCAGUGCCACGAUCCAGUGCACUUCUGCCACCCCUCAUGUCACACUUCACCCAGGCCACUUGGAAAAACCCCGAGAGAAUGCCAGGGCCCCCCCACUGCAGCUGAGGUCUGAAUCAGUCCCAGCUCAGCCCUCCUAUGGAUUUACACCUCCGGUGCCACCUGUAAGGACGAUGGAGAGUAAAAUUGCAGCAGCCAUGCAUUCAAACAAUGUGGACCCCGUGAAUGCUGCCAGUUACCACUCCUUUGUGGCUGCAUCCACACUGCCGCCACCCGUGGAGGAAGCUCCGCCCCCACCUCCCCCUCCAAAACACACCUCUCUUCAGUCUGCCUAUUUCUCCCACUCCAAGCCAGAGAGCCCCCCUGAGCCCCCCGUGUUGGAGAACUAUGUGCAUCACAUGCCUACAUCCACCCACCAGUACAGGGCUGAAAGCAUCCCGCCCCACCUCUACCACAGCAAGUCUGAGCAGCACCCUGGCUAUCCGUCGCUGUCGGAGACCCCCACGUCCAUGGGCCCCAGGUACAACACCUACGCCACUCAAGGGAAGAGCGCGUCCGUCCAUCACGCCAAGCCUCGCAGCCGAGUGGAGUACGUGUCCUCCAUGAGCCCCACCAUGAGGAGCACGAGUUACGUGGAGGAAACGCCCCCCUACCCCUCCAUCCGGAGAGUGCACUCGCUCCACGUCUCUGCUCCCUCUGCCAUCCGGUCAGUCCCUAUCUCCCGCACCGAGGUGCCUCCUGACGAUGAGCCCUUGUAUUGCCCAAGGCCCCUCUACCAAUAUAAGCCAUAUCAGCCCCACACAGAUUACCAUGUCACUCAGCUGCAGCCUUACUUUGAGAAUGGGCGGGUCCAUUACCGGUACAGCCCCUAUUCGAGCUCCUCCAGCCCCUCCUGCUACUCAGCGGCCGACGGUGGAUUUUAUGACCUGGACCCUUAUGGCACAAUGAGGCUGAGGCCGCUGCACCCACUCCCGGGCAGAGACUUCGCGUCCUACUCCCGACUGCAGACCAAGAGUUUGUAUCGCUGUCCUGGCCUGCCUCCCUACCCCCGAGGAGGCCUCGCUGGACACCUGGCGGGCAAGGAGCACAGUUUCAUUAGCAGGGAUGUGCCGCCUGCGCCUGACACCAAGCCCAUGUACGUCUCCUGGGACUUGGAGGACAUGGAGAAGUACCGGAUGCAGUCCAUCCGCCGAGAGAGCCGCGCACGGCAGAAAGUGAAAGGACCUGUCAUGUCCCAGUACGACAACGUCGCCCCUCUGCUGCAGGACGAGCUGCGGACUGUGGACGUUGUUCACCUGCGCAGCAAAUCCGAUCCUGGGAAAACUGGACUCCUCACGGUUGCUGAUGGAAAGGAAGGGAAGUAUCCAGGCAAAGUAGUGCCCCCUGAAGGGGAGGAGCGCUAUUAUGUGCCACACCCGGAACCGGACGUGGACAGAGCCCAUUACCAUGCAACCUAUGGGAAUGGGCAGUCAGAGAAAGCGUCGCUCCCUCAAAAGCAAAGCAGCCUCAGGAGUAGGAAGCCGCAUGAGGCGGGUUGCAAUUCGUCUGAGCACAGGAUGCACCUGCCCCAUGAAGCCAGCCACAGGCAGCCACUGGAGUCUAAAAACGGGCCCCCUUAUGCUGACUACCGACCAAAGGGCCACCAGGAACCACCAGAAUCCACCGGGUACCAGCACUCUGGUGGGAAGUACGCCCCAGCCAGCCAUGAUGCUUUGAGACUGAACCACAAAGAGGUGAAGCUGGCAGAGGACAGGCCUGAUAUGGAGAGACAUCGGGCCAGGCCACCUGCCGCUGCUGAGAAACACGCCCGGGACUGCUUUAAAGAGGGCGAGCACUACGGACAGCCCGCAGCACCACCCCCUAAGCCGGAACGGAGCCACAGCCUUCGGCUCCAGCACCCCGAGAGCAUAGAGCGGGACGCUGCCCUCAUCUACCCGUACCAAACCCUUGGCAAGCGCCAAAGCACUAUGACGGUGGUGUCCCAGUACGAUAACUUGGAUGACUACCAUACCAUGCCUCAGCACCAAAGAGGGGGUUACGCUGCAGGAGGGGGCUUGGUCCCUCCCUUGGCUCAUCCACAUAGUAGGACUUACGCCACAGCCUUGGGCCAGGGAGCAUUCCUGCCCACAGAGCUCUGCCUGCAGAGGCCCGAGACUGAGAUCCAUGCAGAGUGAGCUCCGGGGCAGAAGGGAUAGAGUGUAAGCAGCCUCUGCUGGACAGUGGACUGGUUUAUUUUUUCAGUGAUACACACACACAAAGUACCCCAUCAAAGCAAUUCCCUCUCCAUUAGCGCCCCCUCAGCUCCCUCCCCUCCAGCCCCCGUGCCGCUUACUGUUUUUUAUAUCAUAAAUGUAUAGUUUUAUCUCACAUGGUCUAAAAAGUAGGUUGCAGCAGUCUUGCGGGCUUUUGUUAACCUCGAAGACACAAAUCAGUCUCCAGGCAGAGCAGAAACAGAGAUUGAGAUUCAGGGGUCAUGCUGUAAAUGGUUCUCACUUUCCUUAGAUUUUAAACAGUGGCAUUUCCCAUAGCUUUGACACUUUGCUUCAGAGCCCUGUGCAUGAUGUAUGUAUUGAUAGGAUGAUGCAGACAUUUCUUCUCCAGGUAUACUUCCCUUGUAUGUGAUCACUAGAGAGAGAUUUAUUGAAUGGCAAGAUUUAGUAAAUAUUUUAAUUUGGUUCUUUUAGGCUUAAUGCACCAAACUCUGGGAAAAGACUAUUUCACAUUAUUUCUUCCCUUCUGCAAUCCCAGAUUUGAUUUGAUUUUUUUAAGCAAUGGUACCUUUCUGCUAAAAUGUUCUUCCAGUGCUUCUUAGCUUCAACCUUAAUAAGAAAUAUGUCCAUUGAUAGCAGUAAGAUGUGACCCUACUGGUAGCUGGGAAAGAGGUGUUACCCAGGUAAAUUCUUUUUUCUUAAAAGGUAAAGUUAAAACACAUAACAAACUACUUCAUCAAAUACUGAGAAAUCCAGGGUGGGGGUCUGGGGAAGAGAGAAACUCAGCAUUGAUAUUGUUGUAAAUGGUGCUUUGGUUUGAUAAGCGAGAGCUGCAUUUCUUAGCUUCUUACAGCAAGUGCAUUUCCCAUAGCAGACCCUUUCUGCUAGGUGAGUCUAACUGAAAUGGCGAAGUGGCAGAAGAGUUGGGCUCUGGCCCACCGCCCUGGAAUUUCAACAAGAGAUAAGCUGUUUAACCUCCCUGUUACAUAUCAUUCCCGUGAGCCUAAUCUCCGUCAUCAGUUAACAAAGUAAAUCUGUAGUUCUGCCUGGCAGUUCCCUGAUCAUUGCUGGUUAUCUAUGAGUCGUGACAAGAGCCUGGGCAUGUAAGUGUGGAUUUAGUGACCAAGUCCUCCACCAUAUGCACCUCCCUCAUCAUGUCAGUAAGGCAAACCAUACUCUGUGAAUUUAGACUGCUGAUUCUCCACAUGCUGCCGUCGAUGCAUCAUUGCAUUGUUAUCUCCCAUGUUUUGCUUUGUUUUUUAAAAAGAUCCCUGUGGAAGCAAGAAUAGUGUAUUAGUUUGCUUUUCUAGUGAAGUUAUAUGAAUAUGCAGUGCUUUUUAAACAUGUUGUCCUUGCUGGAACAGGAACCAAUAGAUGCCUCAGGAUUCCCACUUCACCUUGCAAUGAAGGCUCUUGCCAUGCAGCCACCAUGGAAACACGUGACAUUCCAGUAGGCAAGAUGCAGUGGGUUUUGCUUGGUUUUUAUGAACUUGAAAUGAGAUGCAGAAUGUCCAGAGCCCAGCCCAAGGUGCAGUGUGUUUUCUUGUUCUUGAACGACGAAACUCUGUAUCAGGGCUGAAGUCCACAAGAAGUAUCCAGCUGGGGCAUCUCUCUGCCCUAGGCCCUUUCCGCUAGCACCAGAAGAAAGGAAUUGGAUCAAACCACCUUGGAACUGAAGUUUUUGUCCAACAGCAUUCCAUCUUUAAAA
Lacerta agilis (Sand lizard) is the source of this 8243-nucleotide messenger RNA. RefSeq names its product Rho GTPase activating protein 32 (gene ARHGAP32). Gene Ontology annotation, cellular component: nucleoplasm; cell cortex; actin cytoskeleton. Bases 14 to 6499 code for a protein of 2161 amino acids. The transcript has 25 exons. Gene Ontology annotation, molecular function: GTPase activator activity; protein binding; phosphatidylinositol phosphate binding. Gene Ontology annotation, biological process: small GTPase-mediated signal transduction. Lineage: Eukaryota; Metazoa; Chordata; Lepidosauria; Squamata; Lacertidae. The record is from RefSeq and is a predicted model, not a curated record.